AAUUAUAUACAAACCAUUCUUACUUCAAAUUCUCGUGUAUUGUUUAUAUAUGGAGACUCUGAUCAAUUUACAGGAGUAGGAAAAUAUAAGCAAUGGAUUAAAGACAAUAAAGUGGAAGAGAAGGCAUUAUGGACUAUUAAAGAAUUAAAAGACGUUGAUCAUUUUUAUUCUAGGCAAAGAAUGGAAGAUAAGUUGAUUAUAGCUUUAGAUGAGUGGGUUAAUAAUGUUUUUAGUAAUGCAAAAUAA
Molecule: messenger RNA, 246 nt
Organism: Scutellospora calospora
Lineage: Eukaryota; Fungi; Glomeromycota; Glomeromycetes; Diversisporales; Gigasporaceae
Source: the annotation of a GenBank genome assembly